Messenger RNA from Colletotrichum navitas, 2208 nucleotides. RefSeq lists its product as uncharacterized. The record is from RefSeq and is a predicted model, not a curated record. The transcript is spliced from 3 exons. Gene Ontology annotation, biological process: eisosome assembly. Bases 1 to 2208 code for a protein of 735 amino acids. NCBI's taxonomy places the organism in Eukaryota, Fungi, Ascomycota, Sordariomycetes, Glomerellales, Glomerellaceae.
AUGGCGGAAGCACGGCAUCAGGUGCCGACAACAGACCGCUCCGGCAGAUUAAAGUACGCCAACCCGCGGGAUCUCCCCAGCUUCCCGUCCCCCGGUCUACCACCAGACGGAGCCGCUGCCGGAGCUGCCGCGUCCUUAGGUUGGGCGAGCCAAAAAUCAAUUGAAGUCUGGAAACCCGAAAAGUCAACCUCUGCCUCUGCGGCUGCCAUGCUCGCAAAAGAUUACAAAAUGGCUCCCGCCUGGGAGCCCAGCUCGAGUUCAGCCGGCGCAAAGGCUGCGCUAUUGGCAUCAGCAUCGGCAAGGAAACAGACAACUACCAACAUGACACCACCUCAAUCCGCCCACGAAUCCUGGGGAAGCAGCGCUGCUAAUCAGGCUUUCAAACAAAGUCGCUCUGUUGGACAACCUGCCCACAUCACCUCAACCUCGACGAACGGCCUUGGCUCUCUUUCAGCGGCCCAAAGUGCCAUGCCAGGGACAAAAAGGACAAGACCACGGGCCAAGUCGACCCCCGUCCCCAAGGAGUCUUAUCCCGGAGAGUCUCAAGCAGCUGCCAACGCCCUGAGUGCCGCCACGGCAGCCCAUGGUCCUUCGAUGAAGCCAAAGUCCCCCACCAACGCUACCGGUUCUGUUCCUUACACGAACCUGCCCCGCAAGAUGUUCACCUCUUCUCCCGCCAUAGGCCCAGAAGCCGACGAGCAGAAGAGAGCCGACGUGCUGCAUGCCUCCGCCGUAGCCAUGGCUAAGAAAAUGUACAGCCACCAGCAAAAGAUGGUUGACCAAGCCCGUCAAGCCCAGCAGGAUUUAGGGGAGGCCGUCCCAGAUGACAAUCAGCCGAAGCCCUUUGUCAACCUUCAGGAAGCAGCGUAUAAGCUGGCUCAAGAGCGUCUAUCGAAACUGCAUGUGGAGCAUCAGCGCGACCGAGAAUACCAGGAAUACUACGGCAAUCGCACGCCAGCUCAGCCUCAUCGCAGGUUUACUAUGAAGGGCAAAUUGAGACGCCGUGCUUCUAGUGAUGGAGAUAUCAACGACGAUCGAGAACAGUCUGAGCGCAUUCGAAGAGAGAUGUCUAUCUUCUCCUCUAACUUAACAAAGGUCGACGAACAAAAGCGGGCGAAAGAUCGCGAGGCGCUACUGGCUGCUGCACAAAGGAAUGUCAGAGCCCGUCUCCAAGGCAUGGACGACAAGAUAUCGGCCGAAACUGGCAUGGUGUUACCGAGUUCCAAUAAUGACUGGGAAUCCAAGGCACACAUGGCUGCGCUGGCCCGACACGAGUCAACCAAUGCAAACAAGGGAAAGGUUGACAUAGGCGGUGGCAUGCUUAUGGAUCCCGCGGCUGUCGAGGAGAUUGCGACUAGGAGGGUGCAGCCGGUUCUUGAUGAGAUCAAUGAGAAAGCCGCCAUUGAGCGAGAGCGUCAAGAGCUCCUCAGAGCGGAGGCAGAGGCGAAGAAGAGGGACGAGGCGAAGCAAAAAGAUCGUGACAGAGAAAUCAAAGAGAUUAACCGCAAGAUCAUCGAGCAAGAAAAGCAAGAAGAGAAGGAGAGGAAGCACCGAGAGAAGCAAGAGCUCAAGGCUAGGAAGGAAGAAGAGAAGGCUGCAAGAGCUGAAGAGAAGCGCAAAUCGAAGGGCCCCGAGCCUCCGGGCGACUCGGCCAUCGCGUGCGACUCCAGUGAACCUUCGGCAACGAUCGAUGACCAUGAUGUCUCGGUUUCCCGCCGUGCAAACCAGAACAUCCCUAAUGUCAACACUCAGAGGGAAGCCUUCAACAGCGACAACCCCCGGUCGCCGAGCGAGAGCGGGUCGCCGACGAACAAGAUGAAGGAGUGGCUCAAGUCACGCUUCUCGCGGCCUCGGGGUCGCUCUUCAGCGGGUGAGAACGUUGAUGAACGCGGGUUCAUUGGCGGCGUGGCACUCACGCGAAUCGCCAACGAGAGCGCGACGAGCCUUGACGCAAGGUCAGCCAGCAUGAGAGAAGUUGCGAUCGCCGGCAAACCGGAAGCCGAUGCGCCCAGGUCACCGGCGGACGGUGAGAGCAGGACCCGGGGAUCGCGUGAUGUGAGUCCUGUCAGCUCAGACAGCGGAUCGGAGCGGUUUGUCGAGGCAAGGGAUGACAUCAAGGGGCCUGUUUCGCCGCCGAUACGGGACCCGAGCCUACACAAGAGUGUCAGCCCGACACGGGAUUCGCGGUUCCGUGAGAUCAUCGAAUAG